AUGCCGUCACUUCAGCGUCUAGUUCUCACAACAGCAUAUCUAGUGGGGACAGGUGUCUGCAACUUUGUGGGCGUCCAAUCUCUGCCAGAAGCAGGGUCACGGGCAGCUCGCCUGUCAUUGAUUAACCUCAUGUCUUUGUUCUUCUCUGGGGGCAACGAGUUUGGCGCACGCCUUCUCGGCGUGUCACUUGGUACGUAUGGAGCCUUUCAUCGGACUGUUGGGUUUGUCACUGUUAUUCAAGCCAUCAUCCACGUUGUGAUCAUUGCGAAGACGAGAUCAAUUUCUGCAUCGGAUAACUUGCAGUUCUAUGGUAUCUUGGUAUAG
This is a messenger RNA of Aspergillus pseudonomiae, 324 nucleotides long. RefSeq names its product ferric reductase-like transmembrane domain-containing protein. Bases 1 to 324 code for a protein of 107 amino acids. NCBI's taxonomy places the organism in Eukaryota, Fungi, Ascomycota, Eurotiomycetes, Eurotiales, Aspergillaceae. The record is from RefSeq and is a predicted model, not a curated record. The transcript has a single exon.